Molecule: messenger RNA, 378 nt
Organism: Staurois parvus
Lineage: Eukaryota; Metazoa; Chordata; Amphibia; Anura; Ranidae
Source: the annotation of a GenBank genome assembly
CCACACUAUAGCAGAUAUACUGCUACAGGGCGGCACCUGUGUGCAGAAUCACAUAUAAAUAUAAACGUACUGGGGCGCACGCGCGCCCUAGCCACUCCCGCCAUUCAUGGCCGCGGAUGUCAAUCACUAUGGUCCCAACCCGUAAUUACCCGCCGGUGCCCGGUGAUUACUGAGCAUCUCCGACGCGGAGGAAGAUUGUUUUGUUUACAAACAAUCUUCUUCCCUGUCAGCUCGAGCACACUGCUCGGGAUGGUUGUGUACAGUACAGCCAUCCUGAUCAGUGUGCUUACAGUGAAGAACACACCCCACCACCUAGUAAAACACUCCCAGCACACAGUUAAUCCUUUGAUCGCCCCUCACAUUAACCCCUUCCUGCCC